Molecule: messenger RNA, 1890 nt
Organism: Aphis gossypii (cotton aphid)
Lineage: Eukaryota; Metazoa; Arthropoda; Insecta; Hemiptera; Aphididae
Product: cuticle protein 19-like
Exons: 2
Coding region: 92-598 (168 amino acids)
Cellular component (GO): extracellular matrix
Source: RefSeq, a predicted model, not a curated record
UGAGUAGUUUUCACCAAAAAAUCUUCCGGUACCAUCUGCUUAAAUAGCCAAACCAUCUGAAAUAAGUUUCAUUUAGGCAGAAGUACUGCGUAUGUUCUGUCUGCCGUCAAACAAAACCAUGAAGGGUUCUGCAAUUAUUGCGUCGUGCGUUUUGCUGAGUAUGGUCACGUGGUCACAGUGUUUGCCUUACGGCGGAUACCAACAGCAGGCCCAGUCGUAUGGCGGUCACGAACAGUCGUACAGCAACUACCCCCACGGGCAACAACAACAGGUGGCGGAGCUGUACAGCCAUCACACACCACAGGCACAGGAGGAACACGAGGACCAUCAUCACGAGCCGGUGAACUAUUCGUUCCACUACGACGUGCACGACCCACACACGGGUGACGUGAAAAGUCAGCACGAGACGAGGUCCGGCGACGUAGUGAACGGAUUCUACACGCUGGUGGAACCGGACGGCACCAUCCGGACUGUCAAGUAUACGGCGGACAAGCACAACGGAUUCAACGCCGUGGUGGACCGCAAGAAACCGAACUUUGACGUCGGUCCAUUCAACUAUCACCAACAGAAACCACAACAACAACACCACUAUAAUUGACGACGUCUCAUACACACCUAUUACACGGUCACAGGUACAGUGGCGUGCUCAGCUUUUUUUUAAAAGGGAGGGGAUAUGAAUUUUCGAUUAUUUUCAGACCACGUUUUAACAAAAAAAUAUGUAAAUUCUCGUAUUAACUCGGCGAUGCUGUAGUUAAUUAUAUAAUAUAUCAUUAAUCGUGUGUGUAAGGGGAUUUCGCAUAGUUUGUCAUUAAUGUAACGUCUUGACGUAAAUCAUGGUAAAUGGCGGUAAAUAUGCAUUCAUUAAAUUUACCGUGCGUUUUAUUUUCAUCGAUAAACUUAUGUGAAAAGCUAAAAAUCACACAGAAAAACAUUUAAAACGAUAGAAAAAAAAGCAAAUAUUGGAGGAUAUUAUACCACUUUCACUACGAGCAAAUCCCUGUGAAGUACCUAAAAUAAUAUUUUUAUCGUUUCGCUCGUUGUAUAAACAACAAUUCGUUACGCUAAAGCUUACAAUCAUUAAUUGUUUCUUCCACCCCACCAGCCAUUUACCACGUCAUUUACUCAUUUCAAUACAUUUUAAAUAAUUUCAUAGUUCAAAAUACGCGUAAGUAUGUGUAUAAUUAUAUUAUUAAUAAAUUAUAUCCCUACUUUUUAAUACAAAAUACUAAUUCAAAAUUACGGAAGACAUAAACACAAAAUAAAACGAUCAUAUAUAUAAUAUAUUACUCGUAACUAAAUUCCUUACAGUAACGCGAUUAAUUAUAUAUUUUUAAUGACAUCUUAUAUUCAAUAAUUAAGUGUUCUCGUAGAAAAUAUUUCCUCAUACAUUUAGAAUAGCUGUUAUAUAUUUUUGUUCCUAACUAUCUCCCUCCCAUCCUUCCCAUGAUCUUAAUUACCUAUAUGGCAAUAUAAUACGUUUGUAUAUUAUUUACCUCAUGUUAUGUAUAUUCUUAUAUAUUAUAGUUUUGUUUUUUUCGCUGUAAAUAAUAAUUAUGUUUUCAUUUAUUUACUUAAUUAUUAGGUUUAUUUUUCGAUUUAUUAAUCUCAUAAAUACAAUGAUAAUAAAAAUGUUCUCGAGUACACUACACCCAUCACACGCUGAGCAUCCAUAAUCUAUGAAGUUUGAUCAUCUACGAUGUUUAAUGUUUAUACUGUUAUGACUAUACUGUUAAUUUUUUUUUUUAUAUAUAAAGCUAAUAAGGUGACUAAACACAUUAUGAUUUAUGAUAUUAUGAUGUAUGAUGAGAAGAUGUUUAUUUCAAAAAAUAUUGUUUGAUUGUUAGCGUUUUGUAAAUUUUUAAAUAAAUAUAAUAACGUUUUUUUUUUUUU